Molecule: messenger RNA, 4362 nt
Organism: Aphis gossypii (cotton aphid)
Lineage: Eukaryota; Metazoa; Arthropoda; Insecta; Hemiptera; Aphididae
Gene: VGAT
Product: vesicular inhibitory amino acid transporter
Exons: 2
Coding region: 627-2264 (545 amino acids)
Biological process (GO): amino acid transmembrane transport
Cellular component (GO): vacuolar membrane
Molecular function (GO): amino acid transmembrane transporter activity
Source: RefSeq, a predicted model, not a curated record
UUUCAUCGAUCCGCGCCGCCGCCUGACUGCCAACCCCUUCCCGCGGCCAACCCGUGCUCGUUUUCCCAAUCGUUUCCGCUCUGUGCCGCGAGGACACACGGCUCGUGUAUUUUUUUUUUCCCCCCGUUAAGUUAUAUCCUACACCGCUUUCGUCUUCGUUUUAAUUUUUUCGUUUUCGUUUUUCACCCAUCACGAGCAUUGCAGCACGGUCAUCUCAUUUUACCGGCCGACCAGGAAAAAUAUGCGUGCAGUGGCGACAGCGGUGGCGGCGACCACUAUUACAUCGGCAUUGGAAACGGUGGCAGCGGCUGUAGUAAUAAUAUCGUUAUAAUAAUAAUAUAAUAUAGAGCCUAUACUGUACAUACCUACAAUUUAUCAAUAAUCUUCGUUGAUAAAACUAAAUUUUCGUUUGUUUCUCUUUCGCUUUCAACUCGUCGACAGGCACCGACGACGUUGUAUAAUACAUAUAUAUAUAUAUACGCGUGUAUCAUAAAAAACAUUAGGAUCGUUGCAACGGUGCACUAGUGCAGCAGAUAUAUAUAUAUAUAUAUUAUUGCUGCAGCUGCAGUUACAGUCGUCGCUAUUAUAUAGAUAGGUGGCCGCCACCGCAGCUGUAACGGCUGUCAAUGGCCAAUUUCGGUAGGUUUUACGUGCCGCCGUUUGGGGCCGCCAUGAACGUGGUGUGGGCCGCCGUCAAGGCGUACGUGCCGGAGGACAGCCCGUGCGUGGAAGCUAUCAUGAAGCGCCGCGGCGAUCGGGCUGCGGGGGGCUCGUCUUCCGGUGCCGGAAACGGGACGGCGGACGGCGGGGACGCUGAGCGGAACCGGUUGCAGGGUGGCAGCAAACCGGACACGAACCCGUUCCGGACCACGUGCAACUCGGAACUGUCGUCGUACGGUGGCGUGGAGAAACGCGACGGCGGCGUGGACGGCGACGGCGUCAUCAAGAGGACGCCGCAAGCGUUUAGCAUGGACGACGGUAGCUUCGACGAGGACUCAUCGGGCGGCGGAGAGUUUGGCCGCGGCCGACACAAGAUCGACGAAUGGCAAGCGGCGUGGAACGUUACCAACGCCAUACAGGGAAUGUUCGUGGUGUCCUUGCCGUUCGCCGUCCUGCGAGGCGGUUACUGGGCGAUCGUGGCCAUGGUCGGCAUCGCUUACAUAUGCUGUUACACGGGCAAGAUACUGGUGGAGUGCUUGUACGAACUCGACCUGAACACUGGCCAGCGGGUCCGGGUCCGAGACUCGUACGUGUCGAUCGCCCGGGAGUGUUUCGGACCGGUGUGGGGAGCUCGGGCCGUGAACGUGGCCCAGAUGAUCGAGCUGCUGAUGACGUGCAUCCUGUACGUGGUGGCGUGCGGCGACCUGAUGGAGGGCACGUUCCCGGACGGGCUGAUCGACACGCGCAGCUGGAUGAUGAUCACCGGCGUGCUGCUCAUACCGCUCGGGUUCCUCAAGCACCUGCACCACGUCUCGCUGCUCAGCUUCUGGUGCACCAUGUCGCACAUACUCAUCAACAUCAUCAUACUGGGCUACUGCGUGCUGGAGCUGCCCGACUGGGGCUGGAGCAAGGUGAAGUGGACGAUCGACGUGGAGAACUUUCCCAUAUCGCUGGGCAUGAUCGUGUUCAGUUACACGUCGCAGAUAUUCCUGCCGACGCUCGAGGGCAACCUGUCCGACCGGUCAAAGUUCGACUGGAUGCUGGAGUGGAGCCACAUCGCGGCCGCCAUAUUCAAGUCGCUGUUCGGUUACGUGUGCUUCCUGACGUUCCAGAACGACACGCAGCAGGUGAUCACCAACAACCUGCACUCGCCCGCGUUCAAGGGCCUGGUCAACGUGUUCCUGGUGGUCAAGGUGCUGUUGUCGUACCCGUUGCCGUACUACGCGGCGUGCGACAUACUCGAGAAGUCCUUCUUCAUCGGGCCGCCCGCCACGCCGUACCCGAGUAUCUGGCACGUGGACGGCGAGCUCAAGGUGUGGGGCUUGGCGUUCCGCGUGGCCAUCAUCCUGUGCACCGUCUUCAUGGCCAUAUCGAUACCGCACUUUGCCAUACUGAUGGGCUUCAUCGGCAGCUUUACCGGCACAAUGUUGUCGUUCAUAUGGCCGUGCUACUUCCACCUGAAGCUGAAGGGCGACUCGCUCGAGUGGCGCACCAUAAUGUUCAACUGUUUCGUCAUAUUCCUCGGCUGUCUGUUCGGCGUCAUCGGCGUCUACGACUCCGGCUCGGCCAUCAUCAAAGCGUUCCAAAUAGGGUUGCCGUUCUGAGCACACACCCUCAAGUCCCCGUCUGCACCCCACCGAUGCGCACCCACAUCCGUUGCACGACUACCUUUCCCCUGGUUCCCGCCGAUAUGCCCCGCACCGAUCCAUUUGUUAUCGGUGGCCGUCGAACCCUGCAGUUUUUUAUUUUUUCGUAGACGACCGAAUCGUGUCACUGCAAUAGGCUCUUAUUUAUACUUACUUUUAAAUUCAAGACGUCUUAGACUUUAAACGCGUUUUGUCUUUUUUCCCUUUACCGACGGUGUCUAAUAAUAAUACGCGUAUUAAUUAUAAUUUAUCGUUUCGAUAUUAUGCGAUACCCGUUUUGAACCUCAUCGUUUACGCACAUUCCGUACGUUAUAUUAUUAUGAUUAUAUUGUUAUUUUAUAUAACUAUAUUUAAUAUCAUUGUUGUUAUUGCGAUUUAAAAACUACGACUACAAUACCUACUUAAUCGAGUCACUACGACCUGUCGGGUGUGUACGCACCCGAGAAUUUUAGCGAUCCCCUAUAUCCCGGUUAUAUUAUAUACGCACAGAUAUUAAUUCAGCGUCAAAUACGUUUAGACGAUAUUAUUAUAAUUAUUGUAUACUGGUAGAGGGAGUAAUGAUUAGUUAUGCGAUUUUUACAUUUUUUUAAAUUAUAUUGAAAAUUAAUAGAAGUAUUCGAUUUUAAUUACCUAAAUAAUAUAUUAGGUAUAUAAUAUAUGUAUAAAAGUAUAAAAGCAAUUUUUUUGAAAACGACGGUUAGACUGUUGUAGUUUGUGUCUUCCAGUAUAUAUAUAAUACAUAAAUAUAUACACACAUAUUAUUAAUUAUUUAUUAUGUAAUUGAUUUUGUGAUAAACAACAUUUGUCUUCCAGAGCUCGUAAGCUCAUAUUACCAAACAAUUUAUUCUUAAAAUUGAAAUAUUUUGAUGAAAAGAAUGUUUGGUGGUUAAAAUGUUAAAGUAUCGUUUUAAUAAUACAUUUAUAAAUGUAAUGUUUAUAUUAUUAUUAUAUUAUAUUAAUUAAGUACAACCGUUUAUGUAUCAUUGGUAUUGUAACAUUAAAAUUGUGCUGUUUGUAGCAAUUUAUUGUCUUCCAUUAUAAAAACGAUUCUAAAUGUUGAUGUUUGGUUUUCAAUGGUUCUGACCGAAUAAUAUAAAUCCAUUGGAUCCCAGACAUCUUUAUAUUGUGCAUAAGGAACGUAUAAACUAUAUAUUAUAUUAGCGCUUAAUUGUUAAAUAAUGUCAAUUGCAAGUCUUCCAAAAACAAAUAAAUAAAUAAACAAUUUUUAGCAAUAGUCAAAAUAAUUAUACCCAUGUUAUCAUUAUAUUAUAUUGUCAUAAUUUAUAACCCUGUUAAUAUACUUAUAUUAUUUGUAAGCAUUUACUUACAUAUCUAAUAUAAUAUUUUGACGAGUUAUGACAUUACUAUUAUCAUUAUACAAAACUAACCAGGUUUUUUUUUAUUUUAAGUAUAAGUAGAUAGUUUCAAUUAAAACAAUUGUUUUGUAUUCAUAUGUUUAUAAUAAUCAUUAAUAAUGAUCAAAGAGAAAAAUGUGAAUUACAUACACUUUAAAAUAUUGUUAGUAGCUUGUUUAUUGAGAAACCGUUUCAUUAUAUUAUGAUAAUUUGUAAUAAUAUAUUCACUUUUAAAUACCUACUUCAAGUAUAUUCAAUUAAUUUAUUAUACUCUUUGUUAUGUUUAAGUAUAAGUAAAUAUUAUAUACAACACAAGCAUUAUUUUGUUUUAUCUAAGACUGCUAUUGUCUUCCAUAAUUUAUACCAUAACUAUUAAUUACUAUUGUAUACUCUUUCAGUAUAUUUAACAAAAUACAUUUAAUCUUUAAAAGUGAUGUUUUUAUUUUUAUUUUUUAAUCAAAUAUUAACAGGUACCUACGUCGAUUUUGCUGGCAGUUAGCAUACAUAUGUUUUAUUAUAUUGUUUAGUUGAACAAAAUUAUUUUAGCAACAAUAAUAUUUAGGGAAAUUUUAUUUCUGUUAUCGUUUAAUUUAAUAUUUCAGCUGUAACAGUGACUGAUACUCAUGUACUUAAAUUAUAAAAUUGUGAUAAACAUAAUAUAAAACAUAAAAUAGUCAAUAAGAAUAUUUCAAUUUUAAUAA